Salvelinus sp. IW2-2015 is the source of this 1155-nucleotide messenger RNA. NCBI's taxonomy places the organism in Eukaryota, Metazoa, Chordata, Actinopteri, Salmoniformes, Salmonidae. The record is from RefSeq and is a predicted model, not a curated record.
GAACGUGGCGGUGCCAAUCUCACAAAAUUUCGUAUUUACAACAUCUUGCAUUGCUUGAAAAGUAACACAUUUUUUACGGCAGCAAGUACUGGAUGGCUGAAUUAAAUGACAUCUACACGUUCGAUUGAUCUUAUGUACCAAUGUAAAUAGACAGUUAGAAAAGACAUUCGACACGAGAUCGCAUGACUGCUAUGACUUGCAAGUGGAAUGGAUUAUUUAACGUUGGGGAGGACUUCGAUGAUGAGGGGACCGUGUACAGUUACCCAACAGAGCUCCUCACCAGCUCAACAGAUGAAGUCAAACACAACAGGACAGCAAGAGGCCCCCUCGCCGCAGGAUGACUUUGAUGAUUGGGAUGUUGACCUGGCAGACCUAGAUGAAAGUGAWCCACAGRUGAGCACUUGGGCUCAGGUYYGAGAAACUGCUCCAGCUGCAGAUCUAACCAAGCMCAGCGAUGACUCUGUAWCCCCAGCCAAAAGACUACGGCCCACAGCCUGUGGUGGUGCUCAAACCGGGCCCAAUGUGGGUCUGAGAGGAUUCAGUACCUCUAACCAAACGUCUGGUCUUCCCAUUAGUARUAUACUCCACAGGUCCUCAUUCCCUGGCCCCUUCCCCUCUCCACACCCUGAUCCUAGUGCUACUUUCCUCCUAGCUCCACCCCAGAGCCCAGUGUUUCCUGGCCUCACCAUGGCCUCCAGCCCCUUCCCCAGGCCUGUGACCCCCAGACCAAUCAGGGGGCUUCCUUCCCAGGUACAGAGGCCCUGGGCUACACCUCUGACUCAGGGACGCAGCCUUUUUGACCCCAUCUCCCCAGCCCCCUCUAGUAGGUUUGGUGGACCCAUGCCUUCCCCCUGUCUCACCCCCCGUUCCCUCCACACGCCCGUCUUCACUAACCACUUGAUUCAGCUGGUGUCCAACUCCAACAAGACCCCCCAGAGACCCCGUUCUGACCACAUCCGGCCCAAUACCCGCCGCUUCCCUGGGCCUGCAGGAAUCCUACCACAACAGCAGCUCCAUGGGCAGAGCCUGGAUGACAUUGUGGUGGCCAUUCCUCAGACACCUGCACAUGGGGCCGUGGCUCGACCCGCCCGUCAGUCAAGCGUAACCACUAACUCUGAACGUGACACCAACAACUCCUCGAGGAUCUACUCCUGA